Messenger RNA from Paramecium pentaurelia, 1509 nucleotides. Lineage: Eukaryota; Ciliophora; Oligohymenophorea; Peniculida; Parameciidae. The record is from the annotation of a GenBank genome assembly.
AUGAUUAAAAAUCUAUAAGAGGAAAUAGAAAAGUUUAGAAUAACUUAAAUAGAGAUUUAAAUAGAGAAGCAUAAGCAUUCAUUGUCAGAAGAUUCAUUAUUAUAAUGUUAUUUAGUUAUGAUAAAUUCAGAUCUUCAAUAAGCAUUAAAAGAAUAUAUUAUUUAAUUGUUAGAUUAUGCAAAGAAUCUACCUUUACCUUCAAAUAAUGAAUUAGCAGUAGCAUUUUCACAAAGUUUUAUCCCAAUAAAUACUCCGUUUAUUAAGAAAUUUAAGUAAGUAAAAAAGAUAAUAGAAAAGGUGAAUUAUAAUGUUCUCAAUCACUUUAGAAAAAUAUAUGAUGAAAUGAGAAAUAUAUAAUGUAAGAAAAUGGAAUAACAAAUAAAAGAAAAUGAUUUUUCUAAAUGUAUUUGUGCAAUCUAUUAAAAAACAAAAACUCCUAAAUCUAUUCCAAAUGCUAUAAUUUUAGUUUGUUUUAUGUGUCGAUUUUAAUUUCAUAACACUUGUUUAAGAUAUAAAAUAAAAGAUGGACAACCAUCAUUUGUAUGUCCAUAAUGUAUAUUAAUGAAUAUGGAUCCAUUACAUAAAGUAGAAAGCAUGUUAUCUUGUCUAACUUUAGAAACUAGAUCUCAAUCAGAAAAGAGUACAACAAUGAAUUUUGCAUUAAAUACAGUUGAAUUAAAUUAAUCUUUGGAUAUUAGAUGUAUAAGAUUGGAUGGUUAUAGAUAUGAAUAAUCUUGGCCUGAUAUUGGUGAUUUAAUGAUUAAUGGAAUUAAAGUUGUUUAAUUUAAACCAUUGAAAGUUAAUAGUUCUUUAAAAUAUAGAAAAGAUGAUUAUUAUACAGUAAAGAAUCCAAAAUAAGGAUAAUAUCGAAUUGUUUUACGUUCUCAAUCUAGUAAUUUAAAUGAUAGAAAGAAUUUUUAAAUAAAAACAGAUUAAUUAUUUUACUUUGGAGCAUUUAUUAUAUAAGAGAUUAGUUCUACAGAAUUAAUUUAAUAAUAUUAAUUUGAUAAAUCAAAAUGGGUAAAUACUUAAUAGAUGAAAGAUAAUAUUUGUAUGUAUUCUAAUCUUAAUUAAUCAGCAGAUAUUGCAGUUAAUAAGAUUUCAGUAAGUUUAAUAUGUUAAAUUACAACAUUACCAAUCAAAAUUCCAUGCAGAGGAAUUUUAUGUGAACAUAUUUAAUGUUUUUGUUUAGAUAGUUUUUGUAAAUUUAUUGAAUCAUUAACUUAAAAGAAAUGGUCUUGUCCUGUAUGUAAAAGAAUAUGUUUAGAUUUUUAUAUUGAUGGUUAUUAAUAUAGUAUAUUAGAAUUUUUAAAGAAUUAAAAAUCAAAUAAAUAAAGUAAGUAAUGUUUUGAAUAGCAAGUAUCUAAUAUUAAUUUUGAUAGAAAUGGACAUUAUUUAGAUAAUUUUAUAGAUGGAUCUUAAUUAAAAUUUACACCAGGAAGAAAUUAUUUUAAUGAAAUAUAUUCAUAAAAGAAAUUAAUAAAAGAAGAUUAAAUUGUUAAGAUUUGA